GAGCAUCUUCCUCUUAACUUUAAAACAAUCACUUUUAUUUUUUCCCUGAAAAUUUCAAAAUCCCAACGCCGCCUCUCCCGGUGUCUCCUCCGUAACACUCGCCGGUCAGCCGUCGCCUCCGCCGCUUUCUCCUUCACUCCACCUACGUGGCUCAAUCUCGGCCGUCCGUCUACUUUCCGUGCUCGUGAAUCUAGGCCCCUCGCUUUUUGCUCAUCCCGAAACAAGAUUUCGAGAACAGAUCUGCUUCCAAACCAAUCCACUCUCUUCUAAAUUCUCGCUUUCUUUUCCACUUCCUUUCAACUGCUCGGAUCGUGUUCUUCAUUCGCCUUCUUCUGGAUUUUGUAGAAGAUUCGAGAAAAUAUGGCCAAGGUCACAUCAAUUUGUUGCGCGGUUCUUUCGGUUCUGCUUUUGGCGCAGUUCUCUGUUUCUGUGGAUUCUCCCGCGGAAUCUCCCGCUCCGCCACCGCAGACUGGCGCGGAUUCCCCUCCGCCGCGUUCUCCUUCGAGAAUCUCCAGUCCUCCAGCUCCGUCGCCUCGGAAUGCACCGGUGAGUUCUCCUCCAGCACCUCCACCAUCAGAUCUUGCUCCUGGUUCGUCUCCAACUCCACCGCCUCCUCCUUCCUCUUCUCCGUCUCCAUCGCCAUCCGAAGCUAGCGACAUUAGCCGGAACAAUGUGAGCAAAAACGACGAAUCGGAUGAAGAAUCGAAGAACGGAAUGAGUGGAGCUCAGAAAUUCGGAAUCGCAAUAGGAGUGAUCGCGGCAGUCGCUUUGAUUGGAUUUGGAGGAUUGGUGUACAAGAAGCGCCAAGACAAUAUUCGCCGGUCUCGCUAUGGCUAUACAGCGAGGAGAGAGCUUCUGUGAAGAUCGCCAUGGCUCUGGUACCUUCUCGAUUAAUCAUUCUUUUUGCGCGAAUUACGAUUCCAUUAAACGUUAGAUCAUAUAGUUUUCGAAUUUAGAUUUCAUAUUCUGCUUCCUGGUUUCAUCGUCUGAUCUUCUCCUGAGAAGGUUUCGGAAGAGAAUCGUUCAGAAUUCAUCAAAUUCUUGAGGAUUUGAUUCCUCCAUAUUUACUCAAAUUCUGC
Messenger RNA from Cucurbita maxima (winter squash), 1079 nucleotides. RefSeq names its product lysine-rich arabinogalactan protein 19-like. The coding region runs from base 361 to 861 and encodes 166 amino acids. The record is from RefSeq and is a predicted model, not a curated record. Lineage: Eukaryota; Viridiplantae; Streptophyta; Magnoliopsida; Cucurbitales; Cucurbitaceae. The transcript has a single exon.